This is a messenger RNA of Aspergillus ibericus CBS 121593, 1176 nucleotides long. RefSeq lists its product as uncharacterized. The transcript is spliced from 4 exons. The record is from RefSeq and is a predicted model, not a curated record. Lineage: Eukaryota; Fungi; Ascomycota; Eurotiomycetes; Eurotiales; Aspergillaceae. The coding region runs from base 1 to 1176 and encodes 391 amino acids.
AUGCCGCCCAAACGUCCAGCCGCUGCAAAGAAGAAAAAGGGCAACUCCAAGCCCUCUUCGAAACCAUCCUCGAAACAGAGCCAAAGCCCGAAACCCGACAAAGAACCGACCCCUCCUGCCAACCAAGCGACAGUGAUGACAGGGACAGACAAGAACCUCGAAGCGGGAGGUGGAAGUCCACCUGAGCUUUCAGCUGCGGUAGCAGAUCUGGAGUGUCUCAAGGCCACCCACAAUGACUGGGGGGCAAGGUGCAAUCGAUGGGACACCAAGACGAUCGGUGAUCUGGAGGAAAUAUUCCUCCAUCUUUUCAUUAACGUCGGGAACUGGGCAUAUCGGAAUAUUGAUGCCCCGGCCCUGGACAGCCUUUCUGCGAGCACCAAGCAAGAUCUCCUUAGGCGCCUUGAAGGCUACUGUCUCCAGGCAGAUCUUAAUGAAACCAUGUCCAGACUUUGCCCUCUCGUCCGAAAUGCCUUUGCCGAUAAACUGGUGACCAUGCUUCUGAUCAAGGAUUGCAUUACGCGAUUCUUUAUCAAUCCGUUUUGGUAUAUCGCGCCUGACCCAAACCCCGCCCCUGAUACCGAUGAGGGGAUCCAAGCAAGACCGACGGAGUUUGGCAAGCAGCUCUAUACCUUUUUCGAAAUAUCCUUCCAACCGGGAACGGAUUCAUCCCCUCGUGGCGUUUAUGGACAGUCCGCUUCUCCAACCCACAGGAUCCCUUUUUUCGAUCCCCAUCGUACAAUCUCGAGUGACUUUUCCACACAGAUGCAUGAGCGUCGGGAAUCCAUGGUCGACGUGAUGGUCCAGCAGGUCUUGACUGACCCGCUCCUCCAGACGCUCCUGACCACCCCGGAAAACAAAGACGAUGCUACGUCGCGGGACCGAGAGCUGAAAGAGAUCUAUCAGGAGGCUGCCCGGCUAGCGGUUGAUAUAUCAACCCAUACUAUCUAUUUGGAGUUCCGGACACUGGACAAUAUUGAGCCGAGGUUUCAGCGUCCCUCGACAGAUCUUGAACCGUCAGCCCGGUGUGGCUUGCAGGAGAUUGAUAACCGCCCAGAUGGGCAUCGAAUUCUGGCCAUGAGCUACCCAGCCAUCUACGUCCAUGAUGAUAUGACACAGCCUCCCUUGAGGUCGUGUUUGGUAAAGGGUUGUGUUCUCCUUGAGAACGACCAGGACUGA